Messenger RNA from Caenorhabditis remanei, 324 nucleotides. RefSeq lists its product as uncharacterized. NCBI's taxonomy places the organism in Eukaryota, Metazoa, Nematoda, Chromadorea, Rhabditida, Rhabditidae. The record is from RefSeq and is a predicted model, not a curated record. The coding region runs from base 1 to 324 and encodes 107 amino acids. The transcript has 3 exons.
AUGAGCAUAAAGAAGACAACUUCGGAUGGGAAAUAUUUUACCGUCCAAGGGCUCAAAGAGUAUCUACAAACACAGGAGCAAUAUUUCGAAUUCUUUCUCGAUUGCCCUUAUUAUAGAAUGAGUAAAGAGGUCACAUCACUGUUGGCUGUAUAUGACGGUUUGACGCCAGAAGAAAUAACAACACGGUUUUUCCAACUAAAAAUUGCUCAGCCUCAAAAGCCUAAGGCGUCGAAAGUUCGUCGCGAAAGUAUCUGUUGGAGGCAUUUAUGGAAUAAACUCAAAUUCUGGAAUAUUAGAACUUCGAAGAAAUCGGAAAAGAAGUAG